GUCGGCGUGGUGGUUUGGCGCCAGCGGUUUCGCGGGGUAAAACAGCACAAGGAGCGGCGUCACACAAGCAGACGGAGGCUCUUAAACUCUGAGCAGUACAGGCCGGAGUUAGGAGUCUUUAAAGGCCCGGACAGAGCAGGUGAGGGCCGGUGUAAGUGCAGUGUCACUGCCGCCGCCGCCACCACCGCUGCUCCCGCCGCGCCGCCGCUGCUGCAUCAUCUUCUUCUUCUUCUAGUUGCUCCUGAGGGGUCGCGUCCUAAAAAGACAGGCCUCGUUGGGGGUGAGUUAUAAUGAUGGCGAUGGCGGGGCCUCCGAGCAGCCCCGGCAUCCUUCCUCUGCUGGAGUCGCUGGAGGAUAAAGCCGCUGGACACGCCGAGCAAACAGACGCCUACCUCACCAUCGCCAACCGGCUCAGUGGAGAGGAGGGCCGACAUUUUCUCCCUGCAGUUGAAAAGCACUUUUCUCGUUUGGGUAAAACCAUCCUGACUCACAUAACCAGUUCGAAUGCAGAACUGAGCCAAGCCGCCCUGCAAGCUUUGGGGUUUUGCGUGUACCAUUCUCACGUUUCCUCUGCCGUGCCCGAAGCCUCUGCCGCAGAAAUACUAUCAGCACUUUGCUCCCUGGUGGUGAAAUCCACGGAUAAGAACACGUGCAUCAGGGCAUUAUGGGUCAUCUCCAAACAGACGUUUCCUUCAGACGUAGUCGGCAAAAAAGUGUCGUCUGUCCUGGGGACACUGGAGAGUGUGUUGAGCAGAGAGGACAUCCAGUCUGUUGUCUUGGAGCACGAAGCCUUGAACGUUAUAAUCAGGAUGCUGGAGCAGGCACCAGCUCAGAUGGGUGAAGGAGCGGUGCGGUGGGCGAAGCUGGUCAUUCCUCUGGUCGUUCACUCCGCCUCCAAGGUGCGUCUGCGGGCCGCAGCAGCCAUGGAGAUGGGCAUGCCUCUGCUGCUGGACAAACAGAUGGAGGUGGCUGCCAUCAUCGAACCCUUGAUGUCCACGAAACUGAUUCCAGAGCUGCAGAAACUUUUCAUGUCCAAGAAUGAAACCAACGUCCUGAAGCUCUGGCCUUUAUUUGUCAAACUACUCGGGAAGAUGCUGCACAGAGGAGGUCCCUUCAUCAACUCCCUGCUGCAUCUGGAGGAGCUCGGCUUCCGCAACUCGUCUCCAACCAUCAAGAAGAUUGCGUUUAUUGCCUGGAAGAGCCUCAUAGACAACUUCUCCCUCAAUCCUGACAUCCUGUGCAGUGCCAAACGCAUUAAGCUGCUGAUGCAGCCGCUCACAUCCAUCCACGUCAGGACUGAGGCCCUGCUGCUCACCAAGGUGGAGGUGUGGUGGUACCUGGCCGUGCAACUGGGACCCAACCUGUCGUCCAACUUCGAUCAGGUCUCCCUUCCUCUGCUCCAGUGUACCAUUGGUUGUGACUCCUCGUCAGUCCCAGGUACGCCCUCCAGAGCCGUCGCUCAAAAUGGCGCUGCCGCACCCGUCACACCCAAAACUGGAAACCCAGGCAUCAACAGUGCAGGCGCCACACCUCGGAUGAACCUGAACUCCAGCGUCCAGGUCCCUUCCACCUACCCUUCCAUCCAGCUCCUGGGCCUGGAGAUGUUGUUCCACUAUUUUCUCGGACCAGAGGUCGUUGCUGCAGCGGCGAAAAGAAAACUCACGCUAAGUCUCGAGCCGCUGAACCACCCGCUGCUCUCUGGCUCUUCCUCUUUCACUAAACACGCUGCUGUCCUCAUCUCAAACAUCAGAGACGGAUUCACCAACGUCGGCAAAGACGCUCCAGAUUCCCUGUUGGCCGUCAUAUGGACGAGUCUCGUCCGAUUUGUCAACCUAACUAUCGAGUCUGGCGUUAAGAAGGACCGUCAGGGCUGCGAGGUUCUCACGCUGAUGCUGCAGGCUCUGCAGACCAUCGUCACCUCAGAAGCUCUGCCUGCAGACAGAGUCCUGAUUCUGUUCGAGGCCACAGUGAAGGGAAUCCCACAGAGAGUUCUCGGCUCUGCUUCCUACCAAGUUGGCAAGAUGGAUGUUCUAAAUGGAACUCCAGCCCUGUAUCUCAUCCUCCUCCUCUACAACAGCAGCAUGCUCUCCGCUUACAUCGAGGACGAACGGUUCUUUCAGUGCCUUCAGACGCUGGUGGGAUGCGGCUUGUCGGGCCACACCUCCCCGUUGGCGUUUAGCGAGUCGGUGCUGGGCGCCAUCGGCGGCAGCGCCGGGUCUGUGCAGAACAAAGAGCAGCUGUGGAGGAUGUGGAGCGCGGUGGUCGGCCCGCUCACUGACACCAUCACACAGUCUAAUGAAGUCAACCAAGGCGACGCUCUGGAGCACAACUUCGGUGCCAUGCACUGUGCCCUGCUGUUUCCCGUCACACACCUUCUACGCGGCUCACCACUGCAGCAGGCCGCACAGAAGUCCAUGCUGUCCACGUGGUCUAAGCUGUACAAGGUGUUCGCCCGCUGCUCGGCGCUGGUGGUCACCGCCGAGGAGAACAUCUGCUGCGAGGAGCUCUGCGCUAAGAUCACAGCCUCAGUAGACAAAGAUGUUUUAGUGGUUCCUUCAAACUUGAAUGCCGUCGCCGGUGUCCUCCACGUCAUGGUCGAGUGUGUCGACUUCUCGCCGUACUCGCCUCAGUUUCAGCAAAAGCUAAAGUCUCCUCACACUCCUGUAAACUGGAUGAAAAAGAGGAACAAGGCCUUGGGGAACCUGUUCACGUUCCAGUCCCUCCUCGUCCAAUGUCUGGAGAUCUAUCUGGAGAACCCCGAGGCUUCUUCUGAAGCCACGGGAGUCGCCCUCAUUUCCAUCAUGUCCACUCUCUUCGCCAACCUCGUCCUCGCCAAUGCCGUCCAGGAAGCGUUCGCCUCUCUGAUUCAACCUCUCACCCUUUUCUACAAACGAGCGGCCAGUGACCCGCCAGAGUUCACAUCACAGAUCCUGUUAAAGCUCGAGAAGCUUCUUGGUGACGUGCUCGGCUGCUUGCAGAGCCGCUCUUCCCUGGCCUUCGAUGACGAGCGGCUCGCUCUACUCUCUCCGCUGCUCUGUGUGCUGUUUCCUCACAAGAACAAGCACCUCCGAACCUCCGUCACCCAGUUCUGGAACGCCACCUUCGCCAACUCUGUCAGCCUCAAUUACCCCGAAGAGAUCAGACCCAUACUGAGCCAUGUGAAACAGACAAUCCCAAUCAUUCUCCCCGGUUUUGAAGCCGUUACUGUUUCCGAUGAGCACAGUGAACAGUAUUCCAGUGAGAGUUCCCAGUUGGAGACCAAGCUCAGCGGGAUGCCCAUUUCCUCUGUGGGGAAGAGGGACUCGAUGCUGGGAAAGGCUGCUGAGCCAAAUGACAAGAGCUCCAAAAAGACCUCCAAGGCAGUAUCUACAAAGCUGGACUUUGGUUCUCCUAAGCCUCCCAGAAGAGAGGUUUUGGAGGAAGAGGCCUCCAUUGACUUUGUCUUCAUUCCUCCUGAGACGAAGCAGAGAGUUUUGACCGAGCACCAGAAGGAAGUGAAGAGGACUAAAAGAGUUGAUAUCCCGGCCAUGUACAACAACCUCGAUGCUUCUCUGGAUACAACAGUUUUCUCUCAGUACACCCAGAGCCAAGAAGACUCUUCUGAGGACAAACUGCCAACAGAACAAGUGGAUAAGAUGAUCGAAGAGACUCUUGACAAGGUUCCUCAGGAAGAGAGCGAAAAUAAAGACCAUGAAGUUAUCGCAGAAGAAAAUAAAGACGUUGCCAGCCCAACAGAAGCAGAGAACAAGAUGAUCCCAGAGUCAUCAUCAGAUGUUUCCAUGGAGGAAGAGGCCAAGGCUGGUGAUAAAUCCGAAGACAUGGACACACAGUCUAAGGAGGAGGACUCGAGUCCUAGCCUCUCUGGCUCCUCAGAUUUGGUGUCAGGGACUCCUCAGAAACCCAACAGUCGCCGUCAGUCUUUUAUCACUUUGGAGAAGUAUGGUGAGGGAAAACCCGCCAGUCCAAAUAGUGGAUCCAUAUUCGCUGGUCGUCUUGUAAAGACCCCCAAAACCCAAGAACGCACUGAUGCCAAGAAGACACCACCAUCUCAGCCUUCCCAGACAUCCACUACUUCAAAUUCUCAGGAUAUUGAAAAAACUGAUUUGCAGCAUCCUGUAAACAGUACCAUGGAGUCCCCUAGAAGACCAAAGGACUCUGGGAUUGCUACUGAACCCGUAAAGCUGACUGAGAGACUCCCCAGUGACACAACAGAAGAUGAGGAUGUUAUUCCAGACACCCAAGCUGAGGCGGAGGGCAAGGAGACUACAACAGUGGAUUCCACGUCAGAGAACAUGGAAUCAUCAAGUCAAGAAGAGGAAAUGGUGGAUUCUCAAUCCUCUGCGACAGAGACAUCUCCAGUUGACCCUCAACUGUCUGGGCGCAGUAGAGCCAAACCUCUGCUGCCCGGAGAAGACCCAGAAGAAUCAGAAAAGAAGCAUUCGCUGUUGAAAAGGAAACGUUCUGGGGAGGAAUCUAAAAGUGAUCCUCCAAAGACAAGCCUGGUACAAAGCAGAGUAACCAGGAGGAGUCUGCAGGUUGCCGAGGAGGAGAUUGCCAGAUCUAAAUUACGAACAAGGGCUCAGAAGGAGAAGAGUGACUUGAGCCAAACCAACUCUCAGGGUAGACCACAGAAAAAGAUUAAACUGUUUAGUAAUUCAGGUAAUUUCCUUGACAAACCUGAAUCCAAAAGAAGAACCAACAGGGAGCGGGAGUCCAGCCAAACAGACCUGUCUGAUUCUGACAGCCCAUCACAGGGUAGUCGGCGCGGUCGGCGAAGCAAGGCAUCAUUAGAGAAUGAAGAGAAGGCUUUGAAGAAAAGGGAAAGUGAUAUGCAUGAGAGUGAACAGUCAAGUCAAACUGCCACACAGGAACUUGAGGUUGUAGAACAAACCGAAAAGGAUGAUCACAAACCUGAGAGAGACUCCCAGGUGUUCACUGGUGACGCAUCCCAAGAGGUUGAUCUUGCAGAAAGGACUAAAAAGGAUGUUCAUGAGGUAAAGGACAACUCUCAGAUGAUCACUCCUGCUAAAACUGGAGAUGGAUCCCAAGAGGUUGAUCUUGCAGGAAUGACGGAAAAGGAUGUUCAUGAGGUAAAAACAGACUCUCAGCUGGCCACCUCUUCCCCUCAAAGCAGUGACAAACCCGACAAUGAUGAGCCUAACAGACAGACUAAAAACGAUGAUCCUGUGGUAAAGAACGACUCUCAGAUGAUCACUCUUUCUGCUAAAACUGGAGAUGGAUCCCAAGAAUUUGAGGCAAUGGGAAAAGAUGACAGUGAGCCAAAACUUGAUUCUCCCGUUGUCACUCAUGGUCAAUCCCAAGAGUUUGAGCUUGUUGAAAAGACCAAAAAGGAGAAGAUGGAUUCUCCGAUAGUUGCCUCUUCAACUAGUGAGUCCCAAGAAGGAUCAAACGUGCUGGGGAAUGAGUUGGAGGUCAAAGAUAAAGACAAAACAAUGGAAAAGACUGAAGACGGUCUUAGUCAAGAUGACUCUCAAGCGAUUACACCAUUAUCCUCUGAUAGCCAGUCUGUCCGUAAAUCCAGAAGAAGCAAGGCUUCGCCUGACGGAGCACAGUCUGAAGACAAAAGUGACGAUAAGAAUUCAAUGGGAAGGCAGAGUCGGUCUAGUUCCAAGACAAAUGUAUCAGCUGUCAGUCAGGCAGAAGCUAGUAUUGGCGGUAGAACCAGAAGGAGCAAAGCACACGAGGAGCUGCCGAAAUCAAGUCCUAGCUCAACCCCGGAAGGCUCUCAGUCAUUGGACACUCCUGGAUCAACAGAGUCUUCCCAAGGAAAGGGCAGAUACACAAGGCGAACAUCUUCUCAAGCUUUAGCUAGUGUGGAAUCCUCAGAGCCUAAAUCCACAGGGGCCAGAGAACCUUCCACUAUGCCCAAAAAGAGAGGGAGGAAACCCCGGUCUUCUCUUCCAAGUCCUCUUACCGUUGAAUCUCAGGAGGAAAGAAUUGAUGGUGAUCUGGUAAAUGAUGCUGCUGAUUCUCAAGAAGUAGAUACACAAAGCAUAGAGGCUGAAAAUGCAACCCAUGUAGAGAAAGCCUUAGCUAGUGUGGAAUCCUCGGAGCCCAAAUCCACAGGGGCCAGAGAACCUUCCACUAUGCCCAAAAAGAGAGGGAGGAAACCUCGGGCUUCUCUUCAAAGCCCUCUUACUUUUGAAUCUCGGGAGAACAGGAUUGAUGAUCUGGUAAAUGUUGCUGCUGCUGAUGAUUCUCAAGAAGUAGAUACACAAAGCAUUGAGGCUGGAAAUGUAACCGAUGUAGAGGAAUCGCAGAAAAUACAAAGCAUUGAGGCUGGAAAUGUAACCGAUGUAGAGGAAUCGCAGAAAAUACAAAGCAUUGAGGCUGGAAAUGUAACCGAUGUAGAGGAAUCGCAGAAAAUACAAGAUUUACACCAUUCUCAGUCACUCGAGGAGGAGCAACAAGUCAACGAAUCGCCAAUGGAGGUCGAGGUAGACACUGUUGCACCUGCAGAACCUGUUGUGCUAGAGAAGACGGAGAUUGAUGACACAGAAACGAGGAACGAGUCGCCUCGCAAGAAUGAACAAAGCGACUCAGUCACUAACGUGGACGGCAACUCCUCACAAGAAAAAGACACUGGGAACUGUGAAAUCCUUGAAGAAGUUGAGAAAAGUAUAGAACAGGUGAAGGUAAAUGGGUCUAGCGACUGUCCAUUUGCUCUGGAUGGACAGGUGCCCUCUGAUAGGACAACAGAGGCACCUCAGGUCUCAGAGUCUUCAGAGGACAAAGCUGAAGGCAUUUCUGAAACUGGUGGCAGUGGCGAUGAAAAUCAAAUGGCUGAUUCAGACCACAAACAUCCAGUUGUUCCUCUGGAAAGCACAGUUCAAAACCAAAUCCAGAGUGUCGAUGAGCUUUCAAAGGAGGAUGAACAACCUGUCUCAAACCAGCAGAUGGAAGCAAAUGCAGAGGAUGAGGUCCCUCCCCUGCAGGAGAACGCUGAUGACGUAGAAACCCAGAUCGAGGAGUGUCGGGAUGAAGAUCAAACUCAGAAGGCGACUACCGAGAACAACGUGGCCGUAAAUUUGGACGCUGCUCUGAGUGAACUUUGCGAUGCACCAGUGGCUGCAGAUUCUACGAGCAACAAUGUUUUCCAGGAUUCUCCAGUGAAGCAGAAAGACCUGGAGGCUCUCAUGGCCUCAGAUGUUGGCCAAAGUCCAUCCAGUGGCAGAAUCAGAGGAACCUGGUCUCCUUCAGCCUCCCCUUCCACGAGCAUUCUAAAGAAGGGCCAGAAGAGACCACUAGAGGAGGACACUCCCUCGCCUCUUGUCAAAUCCAGACGCGUGUCCUUCGCUGAUCCGAUCCAACAUCAGGAGAUCGCAGACGACAUUGAUCGUCGCAGUCCCGCCGUCAGAACCAGCUCCCCCAGAAGAUCCAGAAUUAGUGCUAUCCCUCAACCCAAGUUCAUCACGACUCCAACAAAGGGCGUGCUGAUCCUGAGCCCCAGAAAUCUGCGAAAUCCGGGUUCCAAGAGCUCCAAGAAAUGCUUGAUUUCUGAAAUGAGCUUGGAGCCUCGACCUGUCCCCAGAGAUUGUAUCUAUCCUGCUUUAGUUGGCUGCUCAGCACCCGUAGAAGCUGUGCUACCUCAGAUAUCGUCCAACAUGUGGUCUCGUGGGUUUGGGCAGCUCGUCCGAGCCAGAAACAUCAAAACGGUGGGUGACCUCAGUGCCCUAACCCCCACUGAGAUCAAAACUCUGCCAAUUCGCUCACCAAAGAUCUCCAACGUCAAGAAGGCACUUAAAAUUUAUGAACAUCAGCGUAAAGGUCGGAGUGUGGACGACUUGAAGAGUUUUGAUGAAACGGAGAUGAUGGCCUCUGAACUGGAGGAGACCAGUGCUCCUCAAAACCAGGAUGAGGAGGAUAAGACCUCAACCGAGACACUAGCCACAGAGUUGGUGGACGAGCCUGUUCCUGCAGAGGACAGACUGCCGCCGCCGCAGCAGCAGCAGGAGGAGGAGGAGGACGUCUCUGAUGAUCAGACACCUGCAGGAGAACAUCCUCCUCCACCACCUCCUCCUGAAGAACAUCUUCACCCAGUCGCGCUGCCGUCAGAGGUGGAGGCCCUCGCCUGCAGGAUGACGCCGCUAGAACUCAGUUGCUGCUCGCCUCACCAGCUCGUUCAGAUGCACGAGCGGCUGGGAGGCAUGAUGGGUCGCGUGGUGGUCGAGCUGCAGACGCGCCUCAGCCAGACGGAAAGUAAAACCUAAAAGUGGCUUCUGCCGGAUCGGACUGCCGAGGCACAUAAGAAGAUGGAUGUAUUCAAAAAAUAAUCGUGACUAUGGAUUAAAAUAACCCGCCGAGGCCUCGUCGUGUUGAAUCAGGAGAAUUUGACACUUUGGUCUCGCAGGCGGCUUCUUCCUCACCUUUUUUUGGAUUUCCCUUUUUGAAUAUUUUAUUAAAUGGUAGCAGCAAAUAUUUUUAAUAUCUAGCUUGAGCCGUUUGGUAGUUUAUACAGUUUUAAUAAACACACGAAGGGAAGCACAGUCACACUUUUAUUAAACUGUGUUGGAUAUCUAUUAUAAAUGGUUGUAAUUUGGACUUUGGUGGUAUUGUUGACUUUGUAACUGACCCCUGAUGUAAUUCCACAUGUCCUGGACUCUGUGUACAUACUAUUAUUUUUGUCAGUCGAUCCCUUGAGACGACGCUUAACUAUUCAAGUCAUCAGUGCUCUUGUACAUUUUUGUUUCUUAGUUUGUAAACCUUUGUCCUUUCUUGUCUUUCCUCAUUUUAAUGUGUAAAAAAAAACAAAAAACCCUCCAGUAGAUGAUGCGCACUUCAGUCAUUCUUUGUGCUUUUAAAACUUUUUUUUUAAUAAAUGCUACAAUGAUGAGAA
Molecule: messenger RNA, 8857 nt
Organism: Solea solea (common sole)
Lineage: Eukaryota; Metazoa; Chordata; Actinopteri; Pleuronectiformes; Soleidae
Gene: rif1
Product: replication timing regulatory factor 1
Exons: 35
Coding region: 291-8231 (2646 amino acids)
Biological process (GO): telomere maintenance
Cellular component (GO): nucleus
Source: RefSeq, a predicted model, not a curated record